AUGUCCAUCCCCACGCAAAUCGCCGAGACGGUGCAAACAGCACACAUUCAACGCGACCCAUCACCACACCACGACGCCAACCCAUCGACGUCGGCCUCGACACGGGAGCCCGUGCGCCUGGAAUCUCUACGGAAACAACAACACCAACGCGGCAGGGGCGAUGACGAAGACGACAUCGCCGUGGUGGCAGCAGAGGAGGACUCGGACGGCGAGGAGAGCGAUAUCCCCGUCAGCGUCCUCCGGCCGCAUCGUCGACGCCAUAGUUUCCCGCCCAUGCCCGACCUGCGCUUUGAACAGAGUUAUCUGCACAGUAUCGAGGGCGCCGAGGGGCGGUGGGGCAAGAUUGCCUGGAUUACAGUACGGGAUCAGAUCAUGAUGCCCUUGGCUCAGGGUGUCCUGUAUAACCUCGCGAUAUGCGGCUGGCAGUUUUGGAAUCGAAACGCACAGUACAGUGGAAGCUCGGCCGGUGCCAGGUUACGGCGUUGGUGGUACGAGGUGAACAACUGGAAGAUUCCCCAAAAGUCAAAGAGGUCGUGA
Molecule: messenger RNA, 537 nt
Organism: Pestalotiopsis fici W106-1
Lineage: Eukaryota; Fungi; Ascomycota; Sordariomycetes; Amphisphaeriales; Sporocadaceae
Exons: 2
Coding region: 1-537 (178 amino acids)
Biological process (GO): mitophagy
Molecular function (GO): mitochondrion autophagosome adaptor activity
Source: RefSeq, a predicted model, not a curated record